Messenger RNA from Cooperia oncophora, 285 nucleotides. The record is from the annotation of a GenBank genome assembly. Lineage: Eukaryota; Metazoa; Nematoda; Chromadorea; Rhabditida; Trichostrongylidae.
AUGUGGUCUGUUAUUCUUGGCUCAAAUCGUCGCAUUGGUUAUGAGAUUAUCGACCUCGAUUUGGAGAAAACCGAUCAGUGCACCAAGGAUGUGUUGUCUGUGGCACCUCGCUCUACUCAGUUCAGUCCUCAUAAGAAGGAAGCGCUCUAUUGUGGCACGCUCGACUCGUUGACGACCCGCAAUGGCACAAUGCAAACCGGGCGACUGUUUGUGCGCUACGCUAAUACUUACCACACUCCCUGGACUGUCAGUACACUCUACGCGCUCCGAAUGGGCAUCGUCUGA